Messenger RNA from Physeter macrocephalus (sperm whale), 3049 nucleotides. RefSeq names its product actin maturation protease (gene ACTMAP). The transcript has 7 exons. The record is from RefSeq and is a predicted model, not a curated record. NCBI's taxonomy places the organism in Eukaryota, Metazoa, Chordata, Mammalia, Artiodactyla, Physeteridae. Bases 954 to 2168 code for a protein of 404 amino acids.
ACUUGGGUUCCCGCCUCGGCAGGAAAACUCCGCCCACCGACUGCAAGCCCUCCUCCUUUUGCGGAACCCGGGGCUACGGACCAAUCAGUGAAGGCCGCGCCUCCUCUCGCGCUUCUUGCCAAUCGGAACGCGGUUUUCGCGGCAGUCUCUUCGGAGGCCUUUCUUUGGAAGCCCCAUCUCUCCCCAGCUGCUACGCGUUCUCUGUCACGUGAUUGUUAAAGGGGCGGACACGAGUUGCGAGUUUUACCUCCGGGUUUGGGAACGGUUGUGCGCUGCGGCCGCCAUUUUGCUGGAAGGGGAGGCGUGUCUUACUUCCCGACUCCGUAACCUAUCCCAGUGGUGUCGCGGCUCCCCACGACCUCCGAUCUAUGAGCCUUCCCCUACCCACAAGACUCUUCCUGUUGCGCUCUGAUUUCAGGACUUUCUCCACAACUAGGCUGUUUUCCCUGCCAGGUGUCCUUUUGACCUCUGACUCAAAGGUCAGCUCUAUGGUUCCAAACUCGGGUCUGGGAUGCGAAGGGGCGAUCUAUUCUAAAUUCCCCAAGUCUUUAGCACUGGGGCCGUAAAUCCCACGCUUUAGGUGCCUUGUCCCAGGUCUGCGCUUUCAUGUCCUGAAAUUGAACACCAGGUUUCCAAAUCUAGCCAGGGAUAAGGAGUUAACUCCUACUAAGUGUCACUCCCUGAGCCCUGCAUCCCAACUUAUACCACAAAUCUGGUUCCACAUUAAAGGACCCCGUUAACCCUCAGAUUCCUUGUGGUUUAAGUCAGCCUCAAUCCCAGCUCCCAAGGUUCCAGAUUUUAGCCCUGGUUUUUUCAGUCCCACUGUUCAGCCCCCAAAAUCUGGAGCUCAGUUCUAAAACCUUCAAAAUCUCCAUCCCUGCGACCAGCACAUUUUGGAGGAUCCUUCCCUCUCUCUCAUUCUCGAUCUUCCAACCCAAGUCGCAGACACCAAAAUGAUUUCUCCAUGCUCUCCUUCUUUAGAGCUACCAAUUCCUCCUCCCCAAAACCCUGCAUCCCAGGCCCCCAUAAUUCCACCUCCUCCCCUACCCCCAAAUCUCCCGAAAUUAGCUUUUCCACCCUCUCCCUCAAGUCUCCAGACCCCUAUUCCCCCACCACCCCCACUGCCGCCUCCACCCGCUACCACCAGGUUUUCUCCCCCUCACGUCUUCGGCUUGGAGAAGAGCCAGCUCCUGAAGGAGGCCUUGGAGAGGGCCGGCCCAGUCCCCAGGAGCAGAGAGGACGUGAAGAGGCUCCUGAAGCUGCACAAGAACCGACCCCUUCAGUGGCGGUGUGUCUUCAGCAAUGAGGAAAGCUGCCCUCACAAGAGCACCUCGUCCAGUGGGAGAGACAGAUCCCUCCCACCACCAGUGACAGCCCAGAGUGGUCAGAGCCGUGAGGAGGAAGCCCGGAGGGAGUGCCCGACUGAGGCUGGGGGUUUCAGAAGUGACCUGCAGUGGAUCCUCUUCUGUGCUGACCUGCCCUCCCUCAUCCAAGAAGGCCCUCAGUGCGGGCUGGUGGCCUUGUGGAUGGCAGGCGCUCUCCUGGCGCCCCUCAGCGGCACCCCCCUGGAGAGACUGGUGCAGGUGGCCAUGGAGAGAGGUUACACGGCCCAGGGGGAGAUGUUCUCAGUGACUGACAUGGGCAGGCUGGCCCAAGAGGCACUGGGCUGCCAGGCAGAGGUGCUCUACGGCGGCCUGGGUGCUCCCAACAGAGACCACGUCCUGCAGCACCUUGUCACCGGACAUCCCCUGCUUAUCCCCUAUGACGAGGACUUCAACCACGAGCCGUGUCAGAGGAAGGGCCACAAGGCCCACUGGGCAGUGAGUGCAGGGGUCCUGCUGGGUGUGCAGGGUGUGCCCAGCCUCGGCUACGAGGAGGACCCUGAGCUGCCAGGCCUGUUCCACCCAGCACCCGGCACGCCCCGCCCGCCACCAUCCCUGCCAGAGGAAGGCUCCCCAGGAGCCGUCUACCUUCUCGCCAAGCAGGGCAAGAGUUGGCACUACCAGCUGUGGGACUACGAGCAAGUCCGGGACAGCAACCUGCAGCUGACGGACUUCUCGCCCUCUCGGGCCGCCGACGGCCGGGAGUACGUGGUGCCUGUCGGCGGGGUGCAGGCCGGCCUCUGCGGCCAGGCCCUGCUCCUCCGACCACAGGACUCUGGCCGCUAGCCUGCUGCAGCCCCGAGCCGGGGUGACGGGGCGCAGCCACAGCUCAGCUGUGUCACCAUUCGCAGAGUGCCCCAUCUUCUCCUCUGUACGACAGCCUGGGGGCUUGGGCUGGAUCUCUGAGGACCUCCAACCAGAGAUCCUUCGUGCAGGGUCACCCCCGAAUCCAUCCAGUCCCGAUCCUGGGCCUCAGCUCCCCCAAGUCCGUCCCCCAGUAUUGAGCACCUACUCUGGGCUGGGGUUAUAGCCAACAGCCCCACAGACAAGCUCCCUCUCUGCAAGAGAGACUGACAACCGCUCAGACCCCAGGGCUUGUCCACCCCACCUCAGUGUUGCAGCCACCCGUUUCUGGCUGCUGUCCACCCUCUCUCUGGACCCCUUGCUGCUUCCCAGUGUCUGUCCACGUGGAGCCAGGGAAGCCUUUUGAAACGCAAACCAGGGACUUCCCUGGCGGUCCGGUGUUUAGGACUCCGUGCUUCCACCGCAGGGGGUACAGUUCGAUCCCUGGUUGGGGGCGGGCAACUUGAGACCCUGCAUGCCACGCGGUGCAGCCAAAAAACAAAACACAAACCGGUCUCAGCACUCCCCUCCAGAGAAGCUUCCAGCACCACCUCGAUACUUCUUGCAGGGCAGGGACUAAACCCACCCCGCCCCAGGUCACCUCCCUUACCCCAGGCUGUUCUUCCUCACGCUUUCUGCCACCCGCCAGGCAUAGUGGCCUCUCAGGUGCCUAGGUUGUCCUGUCUCCCCCACCCCCCCCAGCCCUGUGUUACAGAUAAUUCUGGAACUGCUCUACCCUGGCUCCUUGUCACUUCCUCUGGGAAGACUCCCUCUGGCUGAGCACCUCCUCCGCCUUGUGUUCUCCUGAUUUAAAAACAAAAGCA